This is a messenger RNA of Linnemannia hyalina, 1290 nucleotides long. Lineage: Eukaryota; Fungi; Mortierellomycota; Mortierellomycetes; Mortierellales; Mortierellaceae. The record is from the annotation of a GenBank genome assembly.
AUGAAGCUCGCUCUCCUGCUCUCGUUGGCCCUAGCGACCACAACUACCUUCUCCAACGCUUCUCCCUUAGACGAAGGUAUCGGUGCAGUCCCCCUCGUCCUCAACCCCGACUACAUCCACAACACCCCUGCCCAUAUCCAAAAACUCAAUAAACGAUACCCCAAUAUCAAAAUCAAGGCCGGUGAAGGUUUUGUUUCAGCUUGUACUGGAAAGGUGGGCCUUGUUAAUGUCAACCCUGACCUUGAGUACUACGGUGUGGUAAAAGUGGGAACUCCAGCCCAAACACUCAACCUCAUCUUCGACACAGGGUCCUCUGACAUCUGGUUCCCCUCCACCUCUUGCUCUACACCCGCAUGCAAAGUCCACACCCGCUUCAACUCGUCCAAAUCCUCAACCUACAAAAAAGAUAACCGACCCUGGAAAAUUGAGUACGGAGACGGAUCUUUCGCCAACGGCUAUCUCGCGUCCGAAAUUGUCAACGCCGGUGGUGUGCAAGUUAGGCAGACGGUGGGACUAGCAAAGAAUGUGUCGGACAAGUUCAAGGACUCGCCGGAGGAUGGGAUCUUUGGGUUAGGGUUCAAUACUCUGUUGAGCGUCAAGGGUGUCAGCACAUUCAUGGACAACGCCAUAGCCACCUCUGCGAAGAACAAGACCAAAGGCGGUGUGUUGAAGCAACCAGUCGUGUCGGUCUUCUUACCUUCGCUCCGCAAGAACGGCGGCCGCAAUGGUCACGUUCUCUUCGGCGGGAUUGAUCAUUCACAGUACACUGGUCAGCUCCACUACGUCCCCGUUACUCAGAAAGGGUUCUGGCAAGUCAAGCUCGAUGCCUUCAAGAUCCCUACUCUCCCUUCCAAAGAAGCCAGCAGCGCCGCCCAUAACAGGAACAAGCCUGCAUGGGUCGAACAUGCCACCCCUAAACAGGAAGCAAUCCUCGACACCGGCACGACCUUAAUCAUCGUCUCUACAUCCGCCGCGAAACUAAUCCAUUCCUCUAUCCCCGGUGCCACUCUCGACCAAAAACUCGGCUACCUUGUCCCAUGCGCCCUGCGCAACACCCCUUCAUCCUCCGUUAUUGGCUUCAAACUGAACGGGAAGUAUCUCAAGGUCCCACUUGCAGAUCUGGCAUUUGAGGCGGUUGAUGGUGAAAAGGGGGAGACUUGUCUGUCGGGAGUGCAAGGUGGACAAGAAGGGUUGUGGAUUCUGGGUGAUGUAUUUAUCAAGAACAAUUAUUGUGUCUUUGACCAUUCGCCUUUGAACCCUCGCGUGGGUCUCGCGCCUCUCAAGUAUUAG